AUGUCCGUAUCGGCGGCGGCGACAGGAGCCUUGGAAGCGCGCGGGCUCCGCCCCUCGAGGGAGGCGGGCGCCGAGCCCCGCGCCUUCGAGCGCCCGCCAGGUCCCCCGGAGAGCGAGUUGGAACUUCAGCGGCCAGGACCCUGGAGGCGGCGGCGCCUCUCUAGGGACGUCCGCAUGCAGCCGGCGGAGAAAGUCUCUCUGAGGGCCACCUGCAGCGAUUCUGCUGCCAAGCGGCCCAGCUUAGUGAACAACCUAGAAGAGAAGUGGAACCAGAAGGUGAUCGGGAACUACUACGAGCUGUUCGCCGCCUCGUUGGGCAACCUGGAAUGGUUGCGGUUCUGUCUCGAUCGGCACGGUGAGGUAAUCCCGGCUGAUGACAAGGGUUUCACCGCCAUCCACUUUGCAGCCCAGAGAGGCAAGCUGGCAUGCCUGCAGGUCUUGGUAGAGGAGUACAAUUUUCCUGUGAACAUGCCCACCAAAAAUGGCCAGACACCCCUGCACCUUGUCAUCCACAGUGACAACAAGACCAUGGCCCUCCCCUGCAUUCACUAUUUGAUUCAGCAAGGGGCGGCCCUCAACACCCAGACAUGCAACGGCUUCACACCCCUGCACCUGGCAGCCCGAGAGGGUCUGCUGAACUGUGUGAAGGCCCUGGUGCAGAAUGGUGCCAACGUCCAUGCCCAAGAUGCCAUGGGCUGUAAGCCCAUCGACUACUGCAAAAUAUGGAACCACCGCAUCUGUGCCCGGUUCUUGAAGGAUGCCAUGUGGAAACAGGACAAGAAGGACUUUGCCUGUGAGAUGAGGAAUCUGAAGAGGCUUAAGGACCAGCUGGCCCUCAUGGAGCAGGACCACCUGACUGAGUAUCAAAGAAAGCACCAAAUUCUGAGAGAUGCUGAGGUCAAGAAGUGGCUCCAUCGCAAGCUGCUGCCCCGAGGCCAAUCCCUGAUCCACAGCACUCAGCAAGAGCCCCAGGCCACCGCCAUCUCCAAGACUCCUAAGCAGAGAGGACUCUGGCCUCCCAAGAGCUUGCACCCCUCCCCAGAAGCACGCCUGCAACAGACACUGGAGCCCAAGCUGCCCCUGGUGAUGCGUAGGCCCACCUACAAGCAGCCCAGGCUCAGGCGGCCCAAGGUGUGGAAUCUUAGCAACAACCCUGCCAGGUCCCCCACUGCCCAGAUCGGCUACCCGCAGGGCAUCCGCCUGGGCGUGCAUCCCGACUCCAAGCUGGAACACGACUUCCGCUGCUUCCUCGAUGUCAGGCCUGACGGGCAUGGUGGCGCACAUCUGUGCACGGUGGCCGGCAAACAGGUGGCACCUGUGCCCCGGCUGCCUUUUGAGGUAAUAAUCCGUGAGCUGUAUCCUUCGGAGAGGCCGUACAGGAUGAAGGUGCCCCAGGGCUUUUACUCUGUCACCAUGAGCCAUGUGCCCCGGAAGCGGCACCUGGGUGACAGCGUCUUCUGGACAGACACUCUGAACAUGAACCUGAGAGAGACAUUUGACGAAGCCUUCCUGGCAGCUGUGCGAGCCCAUCAAGGGCUCCCUGCUCUGUCCUCCCCAAAACCAUCCCCCCCUUAAACAUAUUUUGGUAGCCUCUCCACCAGAGGCCACCCAGUGACA
Messenger RNA from Phacochoerus africanus (Common warthog), 1617 nucleotides. It is a transcript of the gene ANKRD53, whose product is annotated as ankyrin repeat domain 53. Gene Ontology annotation, cellular component: spindle pole. The transcript is spliced from 7 exons. NCBI's taxonomy places the organism in Eukaryota, Metazoa, Chordata, Mammalia, Artiodactyla, Suidae. Gene Ontology annotation, biological process: regulation of mitotic spindle organization; positive regulation of microtubule polymerization; regulation of mitotic cytokinesis. Bases 1 to 1575 code for a protein of 524 amino acids. The record is from RefSeq and is a predicted model, not a curated record. Gene Ontology annotation, molecular function: protein binding.